Trichoderma atroviride IMI 206040 is the source of this 1305-nucleotide messenger RNA. RefSeq lists its product as uncharacterized. Gene Ontology annotation, molecular function: epoxide hydrolase activity. Gene Ontology annotation, biological process: epoxide metabolic process. The record is from RefSeq and is a predicted model, not a curated record. Lineage: Eukaryota; Fungi; Ascomycota; Sordariomycetes; Hypocreales; Hypocreaceae.
AUGUCAGUUAUCAAGCAUUACGUUUCGUUGGCUACAGCCUUAUUAGCCGUCUCUCGCAGCACACUUGCAUUGGAAUGGGAUGCAACAUACGGAAAUAGUCCAGCCCUCUUUAAGCUGGCGGUCAAUCCUGAGAUCAUCGCAUUAGCUCACCAAAAGGUUGCUUUAACUCGAUACCCCAUCGAUGUCAAGCAGCCAGAUUGGAGCGAUGGACCUCCCGUGCACAAUGCUACAUCUGUUCGAGACUAUUGGGUCAAAGAAUACGAUUGGUCAAACACCCAACGGAGAAUCAAUUCACGCUUUAAUAUGUUUACCACAACGGUCGAUGCUAAGCCAUUCUCUGAAUAUGAAGAACGCGUACCUCUGCAUUUCGUGCAUCAUCGAUCCAAUCGCUCUGAUGCUAUUCCCCUUCUGUUCAUCCACGGAUGGCCUGGAUCUUUUCUUGAAGUCGAAAACUUGCUGGAACCGUUAACCAACCCUAGUGAUGCCUCACUACCUGCCUUCCACGUUGUGGCUCCAUCUAUACCUGGGUUCGGAUUCUCACCCGCCCCAACGAAUCCGCUCUUUGGCCCUCGUGCUGCCGGAGAGUCCUUCAACAACCUGAUGCAUCAGCUCAACUAUCCACAUUAUGUUAUCCAAGGAGGAGAUCUUGGAGGGUUUAUUAAUCGAUUCAUGGCAUCGUCUCAUCCAGAGUCAGUACUAUCGGUGCUGAGCAAUUUCUGGCUUGUCCAACCCAAUUCGACAGACUUUGCUAGAUAUUACGCAGGCAAUACUACAGAUGACGAGAGAUAUGUGAUCGAAGAAUUCUGGAAUUUCGAGAACAAGAGCAGCGGGUAUCGUUUCGAGCAGCAAACAUCGCCUCUGCAGAUUGGAUACGCUAUGACCGAUAGUCCCAUUGGCUUUGCCAUGUACAUAUACGAGUUCAUGUUCUUGACAGUCCAGAAUUAUAUCUGGAGUGCGAAAGAGCUCAUUACUUGGUCCUUGAUGUACUGGAUUCAAGGGCCAUACGCAGGAUUUAGGUUCUACAAAGAAAGUGUUAAUGACCACAUCCUUGAGGACGGGCUGCUUAUAAACUCUACAACGCUUCCCUAUAUCCACCAGCCGGUUGCCAUUUCCGAGUUCCCGGCAGAUAUUUGGUACAGGACUCCUCUAGAUUGGGCCCAGCGAGGAGGCAAUGUUGUUGUAAGGAAAGUACAUGAAAAGGGAGGACACUUUGCUUCAGUGGAAACGCCUGAUCUUCUGAUAGAAGAUAUACGAUCAUUCUUUGGAAAUGGUACUCUUUCUAACACGACAAUGUUUGGCUACUGA